AUGGUGAAUGAGACAGUCACUAUGGAGCUGAAAAACGGGACGCAAGUGUCCGGAACAAUCACAGCAGUGGAUUCUUCGAUGAAUGCGCACCUGAAACAGGUGAAGGUUACUGUGAGGCACAAAAAUCCCGUCAGCAUGGCGUACCUCUCGAUACGCGGCGCAAACAUUCGAUAUGUCAUUCUCCCAGAUCAUGCGGAUCUGAAUAUCCUACUGAUCGAUGACGCCCCAAAGCAGAACCCGCCAAAGUACCCAGCAGGCAGUAAGAAAGCCAAGAAGGUGCGCUGCAAGUUCACAUGGCUGGCAGACAUGACCAUUCCUCAUGGCCCUUUGUACUUGUUGGCUGGCGCCGCUGUAACUUUUGCAGUCCAAAAGCUUGGAUGGCUUGACAUGGAGAUGGGGGGCACCAGCUUGGUAAAUUUUCGAGGCACCAGAGGCAUGGAUGAUGUGAGAGAUGCUCCUGAUGCAUCUGCUUGGGAUGGUUUGCGACAAAUCCUUCAGCAGUGGGAAUUUACAACCAACUAUGCUGUUGUGGUUGGCGAUGCCAAACAUGGUCGUCUCUUCACCUAUGAAGGCGGGAACUUCACUUUGAAGACCAAGAUCCCUACUGGCAGCACUAGCAAAUGGCCAUCGGCCAUGAUGUUUGCAGGCUUGGUGGAAGAUGGCUCGGUGGGUCUAGAUGAUCCAGUGCACAAACACCUCUCAUGGUGGACCAAAGACCCGAAGGACCCCCGGUCCACCGUGACUUUCCGCAUGCUGUUGAGCUUCACAUCAGGCUUCGGAGAUGGACACCCAGGUGAAGAGGCCAACACCAGAGCAGGUAGAGAAUGGCGACAAGCAAAUGGACGAGCAGAGCUCAUGUCUGCAAGGCGCUUGGCAGGAAAGGAGUGUGACUCUACUUCAGGGGACAUUCUGAGCUGUGGCAAGUACAUCUACAACAAUGUGAAGCUCAUCGGCAAGCCUGGGCAGGUGUACUCGUACAAUUCCAACCACUUGCAGCUGGCAGCAGCCGUGGCCGUGACCGUCACCGGGCUUGAUAUUCAGCAGGUAAUUCAGAAGUACUUGGUCGAAGCCUUUGACAUGAAGGAUAGCUCUUAUCCAGGAAGCUGCCCAGAUUUUGGGGGUGGAUUGUUCACCACCGGGGUUGACUACGAGAAGUUCAUGGCCGGCCUCUUAGCUUACAAGACAUUUAGCAAGGAGUUGAUCGAUGCCUCAGAGGUCGAUGCUACGCCCUUCUUGAAGGAUUACUACACUCUCUAUGGUGACUAUGGCUUUGGACACUUUUUGAUGUGCUUUGACAGUGUGAAAGGCUUUACUAAAGAGUGUGAGGAAGCUCAGUGCCACAUGGAUCCCGGGGCCUUCGGUUUCAUUCCACUCUACGAUCGGAAGAACAACUACUAUAUGCAAGUGGUUGCUGCCGAAAUUCCACCCACAGGCUCCUAUCCUUUGAGCGGCAUCCCCGAGUACUUGGCAGUCGGAAUUAAGCCACACGUUGAUGCCAUCAUGACAGGACAGGUAACAAGCAAUCCCAUGGAGCAGCUUUCGCACAACCCUCAAUUCCUCUCUUUGAGUAUGUCGGAUGUGAACUAUUGCUUGAACUGCAAGCUCCAUCCAAAGAGCUGUGGAGCGGAGCAGCAGCUAGUGGCAAAGAUGGUGGAGAGCAGCGUGAGGCUUGGCUUCUCACAGGAUCCUAGCACCUCUGCCUUUCUACAGCCGCCUCACGAGGUUUGGCAAGUACCACGGCCCCUGAAACCACCUGGAUGCCAUAAUAUUCCAGCCAGUGUGCUUGCCAAUCUGAUGGCCGGAUGUGGAGGUGAGCCUCGUUGGCCUAAUGUAUUGGUUCAGCUUUGUCGUGUUGAUAGGGAUGAACUCAUGGCACAAGGUAGCACCCCAGACAAUGAGCUGCAUCUCAACAGGUCACUGUUGACGGCGGAGGUGCUGGGUGAGUUCUGGCUUCCACCUUUGGCGCACAUGUUCCCGCAAGCUGGCUUGCCAGGGGACCCACCUGCGACGCCAAAGCCUCCUGCGUCACGGGCCUAUGUUCGAUCGCCUCGGAGUUUGAGAUCGCCCAGACCUGGCAAGCCAUGCUCGAAGAUUUAUCACGCCCGCAAAGAGCUGCGAUGUAGGCUUCGAGAGCCUGCUGUUGGAGCACACCAGCAAUAUUGCACCUGGGGUGCGGCCUUGCGAUGCGGCCAAUUUCAGUCAUGGCAGCUCCAGGCAACUGAUGAUGGCAAUGCCUUUCCCAAGGGGUGUGAUCAACACACAAAGGUAGCCACCGGCUGCAUGCGCCUGGCCGAUCUAUUGGCAGGUGCCAUGGGCUCAAGAUCCAGGUAUGCCGAUGCUGCACGCAAGCUUCGUUGGCGUGGAGGUGCCAUGACGGCUCUUGAAUUUGAGUAUUUCGCAGUGCGAGAACUUGGUUUGGACUUAGCAACUGCACAGAAGGCAUUUGCAUCUUCUGUGGAGGCGCAAGCACAAGCUCAGGCUAAGAACCUUGUUCUGCUAACCUCGCCCCUUGACAGCAUUGACGUCACAAUGCUGGCCAAGGCUUUGGAGGACUGCGCUCAAGAUUCCGCUGACCCCGGCUUUGUGCUAGAGGCCCGCCUUGAACUGGACUGGCAGUCUGUAGGUUUGGCAGGUGCAAAUGCAGGUGAACUGAGACUUUUUGCUGCAGAACUGCAGCCCCGUGAGCUGCCCAAGGACCCUGUGCUGGUGCAACUAAAUGCAAGGGAAGCUGAAUUGGGCUACGGCACAUGUGGCUAUUCUGCCCCCGGCGGCAUGGCCACCUUGAACAGAGUGCCCCCAGCACAUUCAAGCAGGCCUUACACGCCCCGGACUAUCAACUUGGCGUGUGCUGAGGAGACAUCAACUUUAAGCGGUGAGGACGGCUCUUUGCUUUUUCUCCGUUUUGGCCUGUGUGCAAGCCGUGAUGUGUAUCCAAAUGCCACUGGAGUGACACCACGUGGAAUGCUAGUGACUCCUCGACUCAACGCUCCUGAGGCAUCCUGGAUUGUUCCUCACAUUGUGUUUGUCUCCUCUGCGCUGGUUUAUGCACGACUUCCUGGAACUGGCGCGUGGUGUGCACGGAUGCCGCUGCAAGAAGAUGUUGGGGGAUUUGUUGUUCCCGUAUGCACGUGCGAACGACUAUGCCAUGCCCAGAGGGCUGCCUUUUCACUGCCUUGCGAGCCUCCUUCCAAGCUGACACCUGAGCCACCUCCGACAGCCCGAACUCGAAGGUGUGUUGCUCCUAUUCCGGAGAUGGGCGCGGAGAAAGGAAGGCCUUUAGUCAGAAGCUCAUCGGAUUCAACUUUGCCGUGCUCAAGUUGA
Messenger RNA from Durusdinium trenchii, 3321 nucleotides. NCBI's taxonomy places the organism in Eukaryota, Dinophyceae, Suessiales, Symbiodiniaceae. The record is from the annotation of a GenBank genome assembly.